CUGAAAAUAGACUCGCCCUCUACGACAUGGCGGCUUACUUGAAGUAAUCGGGCCGGGCUGAAAAUAUGUCCGAAUAUGAACUCCGUAAACUCGAGCAGAUGCAAAGCACGACCGAGUGCAAGUGUAAUGGCACGCCAACCUAUGAACACAUUUAAUCAACAAACAGCUUCUAGAAGAGUCGUCCCACUCCUCAACUGGUAACUGCCAGUAGACUUAUCUUGGAACGGGGAUCUUGCGGUGAACACCAGACCUCAGGAUGGAGAUGGACUUUGAUCCCGAGUUUUACGAGGAUUAUGACGAGGCAGACUUGAUGCGGUACUUAGAAGAUGAGGAAUAUGGCCCUGAGUUGGCGGAACUGUUGGCUUCAUAUAAACAAGAGAUGGGAUCUGAUCCAGAAUACACCCGUGUGCCUUUCAUGGACCUGUACGAGAACUGCCUCCACCCAACCAUAACCCAGGCCGUCCAGAACUUGCUGACUCUCCUCAUCAUGUGCUUGUCUUUCAGAAUUGUGUGCCUUCUGGGUGCCAGGGGCUCUGGUGAACUUGGUGCUCCCCCUUGGUUCCUGCAUCUGUCCAGUGCCAUGUUUGGUAUCAUCGUCCUGCACAACUUCUUCAACAUCUCCCUCUUGUACCUCCUUGCUGGCUGCGCUGUUGCCUACAUCGCUCUGGUAGUCACCAGUGUCUAUUGGCGCCAUCUCUGUGGCGCCACUGUCUCCAUAGUGAUUGUUGUAUAUAUCAUAGUAUGUGAAUUCUUGAUAGAUAAUACCACCUGGCAUAUGAUACGAGGUGCUCAGAUGAUUCUGUCCAUGAAGAUUAUAUCGGUGUCGUUUGACCUUGGUAACGGUGCUGUUAUGUCUCUUCCAACUAUAUUUGAAUUCCUUGGCUACUGUCUGAAUGUUGGAACUGUGGUGUUUGGACCGUGGGUCAGCUACCAGGAUUAUGUGACAACAUUAGAACAGAGCACACAAACAAUAUCUCUCUCAUGGAUGUGGAAGGUGGUGUCCAGCGCAGUGCUCUCCCUUGUCUGUCUCAUCUACUCAACCUGUUUCACCCAGUGGUUCAUCCUCGACAGUGCUAACAAGUGGAUGAUAGCCUAUCGGGAUGCACAGUCCUUCCGCUUCAGCCACUACUUCGUCAGCUACAUCUCCGAGACAACGUCGACGCUGUCUGGUCUGGGUUCGACUGUUGUGGAGGACCAGGUUCUAUGGGAGAAGUCUGUGGCUCGGCCGUUGAGCAUGGAGCUGCCCAGAUCGCUGGUAGACGUAGUGCGGAACUGGAACCUCCCAAUGCAUUACUGGCUGAAAACAUAUGUAUUUAAAUCAGCGAGGUUAUACUAUGUGGGGUAAGGUUUUAUUGCUGUCCUGUUAUACUAUGUGAUAAGCAGUUUGUUGCAGGGCCUGAACUUCCAGUUAGCAGCAGUUUUACUUUCAUUAGGAUUUUAUACCUACACAGAAUAUGUUCUUAGAAAUAAAUUGUCCCGAAUAUUUAGUGCUUGCGUUCAGGCAAGACACUGCAAAGAAAACUGUGAGCAUACAUACAAACAAGACCACCCUCUAGUGCUACUCACCAACGUGUGUCUGGGUCUCGUCUCUGUCUUUCACCUUGCAUACCUGGGACUUAUGUUUGAUAGUAGUCCAGAAGAGGAAAAGGGAGACACAAUGACUCACACCCUACGGAAGUGGUCAGCCUUGGACUAUGCCAGCCACUGGACAGCGCUGGGGACCUUCGUCUUCUUCUGGAUGAUCUAACUCAGCAUCACAAAUCCUCCACAAGUCUGCUGGUUCUCUCAAGGACAGUCUGCCUCUGAUAGGUCAGGGCUGUGGCAUACUGGCUGUGCAGGUGUAUAAAUGUGUUAUUGCAGAGAAUGUUUCAUGUGUUACAAGCUAUAGCUGACCCUGAGGUACAAUUCAGUCUGGGACAGUGUACCAAUCAAAACACUCCCCUGAUAGGGGUAGUCAGGCUGUGCAGGUGUAUAAAUGUGUUAUUGCAGAGAAUGUUUCAUGUGUUACAAGCUAUAGCAGAGAUACAGUUCAGUCUGGGACAGUGUACCAAUCAAUACACUUCCCUGACAGGGGUAGUCAGGCUGUACAAGGUGUAUAAAUAACAAACUGCUGAGAAUGUUCAGUGAGUAAUUGGCUUGUGUAAUUGUGUAAAUUGUAUUUCUGUUCCAGCCAACUUAUCCUGGUAGAACUAAAUGUUGCUGAGAGAAUAUGAUCAGAACACCAUUAUUAGGUCUAUGCAUUGAUAAUGAUAGAUCACUGAUAACUGAUACUUGGCUGAUAACUGAUACUAGUUCAAUAACUGAUACUUGGCUGGUAACUGAUACUUGGCUGAUAACUGAUAUAUGGAUAGGUACUUCAUGGAAAGCAUUGUGGAUGUCUAGUAUGAAAUUCAGAGAUGCCAACCCAUACAAUUUUAUCGUAUUCGUAAUGAAAAAAUAACACAAAACACGUGACUAUGAUAGCACAAAAAAUAUACAUUGAAUCAAAUUAUCAAAUAGCAUACGUAACAUACACAAUAAAUUUCAACCACAUUUUAUUCAGUAUCAAGCCGUGCGUGGAUACUUAGUACUGAUUUAGGUGAGUACACUGUUAUUAACAAUCUCUUAGACUAUCAGUGUAUUUUUCAUUUAAAAGUUAAUACUAAUUUUUUAUCAGGCCUGUGGCCUCUUCAGUACUGAAUAAACGGACUGAUCAGUUUUUCGCCAAAAAUACUAAUUGGGCUAAAUUAGGGUUGGCAUAUCUGGGAAUCUGGCCAUGGAGUGUUGUGUGAUUUAGCAGUCCCGAGUUCCUAAUCAACUUGUAUAACAACAUGUACUGGGAUGUGAUAAAAGCAUCGAUGUAUUCUUACAUGUCUUUAGGUUUUGUCAGAAGUACAGAAAUGAAUUUCUGCCAAAAACAGUUUCCAUGUAGGACAAUAUUUUCAAAGUAGGAAAAUGCCACUGUGGAUAAAAAGCCCAAAGAAUGCAGAAUUGGUGCUGUUGUUUUCUCAUAUUGUCAUAAUACAGUGAUACUUGUUGUAAAAACUGGUUGACUUGUCCACCAAACAACAAAAACCCUCUCUCAUGAGGACAACAAUGCUGAUCUUUAACGACCAGGUUUGACAAAUAGCACAGGUAACAGAUAGGGUAAAUCAUAACGUAUAUUAUAAAUUCUGAUUAUACUCAUUUAGUAAGUACAGAUUCUGGUACAUUUUGGGUAUAUUGGGGGUUCUCUUUGUGUUAUCAGUGGUGAAUCUGUAAAGAAAUUAUGUGCUCAAUUUGAAGCUAUACAUUGAUGUCACAGAUCCUGAAAAGGUGCUAUCUUUUACACAUAUCGGACACCAUUGAAUCAAAUUAUUUUGACAAGAGUUCAUGUAUCUCACUGACCAACAAGGCGAGCGAUUUGGGACACAACAAAUACUUUGUACCAGUUGUCCAACAUGACACAUUUAGUCAUGCAGAGUUAUCUCCCAUGUGGCUUUUCCUCCCUGAUCAAACUGCUGUCGUUUCAUGUGUGUGCUUGUUUGUGUGGGGUCACUGUGAUGGUGCGUCUUCAGGAGUUGAUGUGUCUGAUCAGAUAUAUGUGUGGGGUUGAUGUGAAGUGUGUCUGAGUUGAUUUAGACAAUCAGAUGUUUAUUUAUGUCUGGCGUGGAGGAUGCUGUCAAGGGGCUGAUGUAACUUAUGUCCUAUACAGACACACUUUCAUGCCCUAUCGAAUCAAAGUAUCUGUGAAGUUGUUAGGGAAUCAGAUUCAAUUAUUGAAAAAGAUAACCUAUAUUUGAAGAGUUGUGUGAGGGACAUUUGCUAAUGAUUAGUGUUGGUGAAAUCAAACUGAAGAAAUAUGUGGUUGAUCAAAAGAUACAACUAGAACGUUUUUGAGAAACAUAUUUCCUGCUUUUGCAGUCUUUACAUUCAGAAUAUCCUGUUUACAUGUGUUGAUGGAAACAUGCUCUGAAUGCUUCAGUUGGUCGUACGAGGAAUUGAGAAGCUUCACCUGAGUGGUUGGAUCAGAUUUAAUAAACAAGGAACCUUAAAAAACUCUAUCAUUUAUACUGUGAACACAUUUUCUUAAUUGUCUCCCUGUUUGGUAUUAUAGUAGCAGCUGCAACAGCUGCAUGUGAUAUAUUGGUCUUCAGCCUUUUGGGAGCAAUUUUGUAUUGUGUAGUUUCAGAAGUGAUUUGUGUGUUAUAACCGCUGAUCAGUGGCCUCAAGAUACUCAUUUCUGUUGUGUAUUACUUGUGAUCUUCAAGAACAAUAUGGAUGACUUCUGUAAGUAGAUGUGUAAUAUCUUGAAUAAAUAUAUGUGAAUGAUA
Messenger RNA from Haliotis rubra (blacklip abalone), 4292 nucleotides. RefSeq names its product protein-serine O-palmitoleoyltransferase porcupine-like. Gene Ontology annotation, molecular function: palmitoleoyltransferase activity; Wnt-protein binding. The record is from RefSeq and is a predicted model, not a curated record. Gene Ontology annotation, cellular component: endoplasmic reticulum; membrane. Lineage: Eukaryota; Metazoa; Mollusca; Gastropoda; Lepetellida; Haliotidae. Gene Ontology annotation, biological process: canonical Wnt signaling pathway; lipid modification; protein palmitoylation. The transcript is spliced from 13 exons.